Messenger RNA from Myotis brandtii (Brandt's bat), 2243 nucleotides. It is a transcript of the gene ZBTB12, whose product is annotated as zinc finger and BTB domain containing 12. Lineage: Eukaryota; Metazoa; Chordata; Mammalia; Chiroptera; Vespertilionidae. The record is from RefSeq and is a predicted model, not a curated record. The transcript is spliced from 2 exons. The coding region runs from base 194 to 1534 and encodes 446 amino acids. Gene Ontology annotation, molecular function: RNA polymerase II cis-regulatory region sequence-specific DNA binding; DNA-binding transcription factor activity, RNA polymerase II-specific; protein binding. Gene Ontology annotation, biological process: regulation of transcription by RNA polymerase II.
CCUCUCGGGGCAGGGACAGCGCCCCCACCCCCACCCCGGGGCUGGGGAAACCGAGGACUGAAGACUGGGAGAUGUGAUCUGGGGGGCCGGGCAAGAUGGGGACGAGGGGCCUGGAGCCUUGUCUGAGGAGAGCCAGAGACCUUUGUCUCUGACCGGUUUCCUUCCCAACCAGGGUUGCCCACCCCCCGCCACAAUGGCCUCUGGGGUGGAAGUCCUGCGCUUCCAGCUGCCGGGCCACGAGGCUGCUACACUGCGGAACAUGAACCAGCUCCGCGCAGAGGAGCGGUUCUGCGACGUGACCAUUGUGGCCGACAGCCUCAAGUUCCGAGGUCACAAGGUCAUCCUGGCUGCCUGCUCCCCUUUCCUGCGGGACCAGUUCCUGCUGAACCCCAGCUCUGAGCUGCAGGUCUCACUCAUGCACAGCGCACGCAUAGUGGCCGACCUGCUGCUCUCCUGCUACACGGGCGCCCUGGAAUUCGCUGUCAGGGACAUCGUCAACUACCUGACCGCCGCCUCCUACCUGCAGAUGGAGCACGUGGUGGAGAAGUGCCGGAAUGCCCUCAGUCAGUUUAUCGAGCCCAAAAUAGGCCUCAAAGAGGAUGGGGUCAGCGAUGCCAGCCUUGUGAGCAGUGUCAGUGCCACCAAAUCCCUCCUCCCUCCUGCCAGGACCCCAAAGCCAGCCCCCAAACCCCCACCUCCACCCCCGCUUCCCCCUCCCCUCCUUCGGCCUGUGAAGCUAGAGUUUCCGCUGGAUGAGGACCUGGAGCUGAAGGCUGAGGAAGAGGAUGAGGAUGAGGAUGAGGAUGUGUCUGACAUCUGCAUCGUCAAGGUGGAGUCUGCCCUGGAGGUGGCACACCGCCUCAAACCUCCCGGAGGCCUGGGAGGAGGUCUGGGCAUCGGAGGCUCGGUGGGCAGCCACCUGGGGGAGCUGGCCCAGAGCAGCGUGCCCCCCAGCACUGUGGCCCCACCGCAGGGCGUGGUGAAAGCUUGCUACAGCCUGUCCGAGGAUGCGGAAGGGGAGGGCCUGCUGUUGAUCCCUGGAGGCCGGGCCAGCGUCGGGGCCACCUCUGGCCUGGUGGAGGCAGCAGCAGUGGGGGGCAGCCGGGGGCCCCUGCCCGGAGGCUUCUCCAGUGGCAGCUCCCUGAAGAACAUCAAGUGCACCAAGUGCCCGGAGGUGUUCCAGGGCGUGGAGAAGCUGGUCUUCCACAUGCGAGCGCAGCACUUCAUCUUCAUGUGCCCGCGCUGCGGCAAGCAGUUCAACCACAGCAGCAACCUCAACCGCCACAUGAACGUGCACCGCGGCGUCAAGUCGCACUCCUGUGGCAUCUGCGGCAAGUGCUUCACGCAGAAGUCCACGCUGCACGACCACCUCAACCUGCACUCGGGAGCCAGGCCCUAUCGCUGCUCCUACUGCGACGUGCGCUUUGCGCACAAGCCUGCGAUUAGGCGGCACCUCAAGGAGCAGCACGGCAAGACGACGGCCGAGAACGUGCUGGAGGCCAGCGUGGCGGAGAUCAAUGUCCUCAUCCGCUAGCGGGGCCCGGCUCUGGGUCGGUGGGCUGGGUGGGAAGGGAUCCCCUGGCCCGGAGAAGUGGGGGUCGGGGACACGCAGGUAUGGUGGGGAGCCUGAGCAGACACACACGUCCUGAGCGAGGGGCCCAAGAUUCCUGGACAGAAGAGCUGCCUCUUCCGAAGAAAAGGGUGGAGAGGGAGAGGGUUGUUCUUUGAGAAGGCCAAGGGAGGGGGGCCCCAGAGAGACUGACUCCUCUCCGAGGUGCAUGCGGCUGUGGAGGGAAAAGGUCCUCCGGAACGAGGCGGCAAAGGGACUGGAAACUUUCCUGGCCACACCUGCCCAGGGAGAGGUCUGACGUUUCUUGAGGUGGGGUGGGGGGGUGGGAACUGGGAGGGUAUUUGGCAGGGGUUCCUUACAUGCUCCUGCUUAGAAUAGAUUCUUGGGAGAGGGACUGGUAGGGGGAAGGAUUGAGCCCCAGAAAAGGAAGGGGGACAGGUCUUGCAUGCUGGGGAAUGGGACUGUGGGUACAAGGCUCACCAAAAUUCUAGGAAGAACAAGGUGGCAGGUAAGAGAACAUAGGGAUGAGCAUCCUGGAUAGUAUCGGGAAGUGGGGUACAAUAGCAAAAACGGGAAUAAGGGGGUGGGGAGAGGGCACUUAGAUGAAAGGACACAAGAAGAGCUGUUUAGGGGGAGGGAGAGGAGUAGAGACUUAUACAGUAUUUUUUAAAAA